AUGGAAUUCUUCAACACUACUUCUUCGCUUUCUCAUUUGUUGCCUCAACAGCAACACCCAAGCUCGUACUUCGAUGUGCUUAGACAGCUUGGCGAAUCUCCGGACCUGCAAAUAGCAAACUUGUCCUUAAUAGAAAGGCUAUGGGCAUCUUGGUAUAUUUUCAUGAAUAAUGAUAUCCUUGCCACUGGGUUGUUAUUUUUCAUUACUCAUGAAGUUGUAUAUUUCGGUAGAUGUAUCCCGUGGAUGAUCAUUGACCAAAUGCCAUUCUUCAACAGAUGGAAGAUCCAGGCAAGCAAAAUCCCUUCCAACAAGGAACAGUGGGAAUGCAUGAAAGAGGUUUUGAAAUCCCAUUUAUUGGUUGAAGCUUUGCCAAUUUGGUUGUUUCACCCCAUCUGUGCUAAUUUAAACAUAUCGGUUGAAGUGCCAUUUCCCUCAUAUUCGACCAUGGCAUUUCAAAUAGCAAUUUUCUUUGUAUUGGAAGAUUUCUGGCAUUACUCGUUCCACAGGCUAUUCCAUGUUGGUUGGUUCUACAGGAAUAUUCAUAAGCAACACCAUAAGUAUGCAGCACCAUUUGGGUUGACUGCUGAAUAUGCACAUCCAGUUGAAGUUAUGGCCCUUGGAACGGGGACAGUUGGAUUCCCCAUUCUUUAUGCAUAUUUAUCCAAGACCCAACCAUAUGGCUUGAACAUACCAGAAUUACACUUGUAUACUCUUACAUUUUGGAUUACGUUGAGAUUAUUUCAGGCAGUUGAUUCCCACUCUGGCUAUGAUUUCCCAUGGUCGUUGAACAAAUUUAUACCAUUCUGGGCAGGUGCAGCACACCACGACGACCACCAUCAUUUUUUCAUUGGGAACUAUGCAAGUUCAUUUACAUGGUUUGACUUCUUCAUGAGCACAGAGAGUGGACAGAUUGCAAAAGCAAAGAGAGAGAAGAAGAUGAGAGAACACGCAGAGAAAGUUCUCUAG
Molecule: messenger RNA, 966 nt
Organism: Dujonia railenensis
Lineage: Eukaryota; Fungi; Ascomycota; Pichiomycetes; Serinales; Debaryomycetaceae
Source: the annotation of a GenBank genome assembly